Messenger RNA from Ectocarpus sp. CCAP 1310/34, 564 nucleotides. The record is from the annotation of a GenBank genome assembly. Lineage: Eukaryota; Phaeophyceae; Ectocarpales; Ectocarpaceae.
AUGAAAUACCCGCUCAAAGUGUGCUGCCCCUACCCACUCCAGACUCAAAGCGAUGGCGACAAUAACUCUUGGGGGUGCCACAAAGACUACAUGGCCUGCAUCGACCCGGACGCCUCUUGCGUCGACGAUGACGACGUUACCGCUGAAAUGGUGGAGAACUGUCAAUCGCUUGACGGUAUCGGAGACGGUUACUGCGAAGAUGGGAACAACAAAGCAGAGUGCGGUACGUUGGCCCGGGAAACGAUACACCCAACGGGAAAAAGUAUAACGAAACAAAGAGAUUUCGCUCGAUUUCGUGGACAUGACCAUACUCCCGAAACACUUUUCGACGGUUUCGUUGGGAACCCACGGGGCGAUGACGACGACUGGCUCUGCUCCAAAGACGGCUCCGGGUUUGCCUGCAUCGACCCAGACGCCCCCUGCGUUGACGACGACGACAUCACCAUCGAAAUGGCGCAGAUUUGCGCCACUUUGGGCUUGGGGGACGGCUGGUGUGACCAGGACAACAACAACGAGAUUUGCGGGAGAUGUUUGAGGCAUGGAAUAGAGAGGAACGGACGGUAG